This is a messenger RNA of Knipowitschia caucasica, 1854 nucleotides long. Lineage: Eukaryota; Metazoa; Chordata; Actinopteri; Gobiiformes; Gobiidae. The record is from the annotation of a GenBank genome assembly.
AUGCCCGGAUACUCUGACAGAGACCGCGACCGCAGAGGAGGAGACCGGGACCGCGACAGAGGAGGCUAUGGCGGCGGAGGAGCUCGUUUUGGGGGAAACCGCGGAGGAGGCGGCGGUGGGAAGUUUGGGAAUCCAGGCGAAAGAUUACGGAAAAAACACUGGAAUUUGGACGAGCUGCCAAAGUUUGAGAAGAACUUCUACCAGCAGCACCCAGAUGUGGGCCGCAGGUCUUUGCAAGAAGUCCAGCAGUACAGAGAGACUAAAGCCAUUACAGUAAAAGGCAGGGACUGUCCAACCCCACUUUUACGGUUCACCGAAGCCAGUUUUCCUUCCUAUGUAAUGGACGUUAUCAACAAACAGAACUGGACUGAACCAACUCCCAUCCAGGCUCAGGGUUGGCCACUGGCGCUCAGUGGGAAAGACAUGGUGGGCAUCGCUCAGACAGGUUCUGGAAAGACUUUAUCGUAUCUUCUGCCUGCUAUUGUACACAUUAACCACCAACCGUUUCUGGAGCGUGGAGAUGGGCCCAUUUGCUUGGUUCUGGCUCCGACCCGGGAGUUGGCCCAGCAGGUCCAACAGGUGGCUGCAGAAUAUGGCAGAGCGUCUCGUCUCAAAUCAACCUGUAUCUAUGGAGGAGCGCCCAAAGGACCCCAAAUCCGAGAUCUGGAAAGAGGUGUGGAGAUCUGCAUUGCGACCCCGGGCAGACUCAUCGACUUCCUUGAAUCUGGAAAGACCAACCUUCGCCGCUGCACUUACCUCGUCCUGGAUGAAGCUGACAGAAUGUUGGACAUGGGAUUUGAACCGCAAAUCCGGAAAAUUGUCGAUCAAAUUAGACCGGACCGUCAAACCCUGAUGUGGAGCGCCACCUGGCCGAAGGAGGUGCGGCAGCUGGCAGAGGACUUCCUCAAAGAAUAUGUUCAGAUCAAUGUUGGGGCUCUGCAGCUCAGCGCUAACCACAACAUCCUGCAGAUCGUAGAUGUUUGUAGCGACGGUGAAAAGGAAGACAAAGUUAUUCGUCUCUUGGAGGAAAUUAUGAGUGAGAAGGAAAACAAGACUAUUAUUUUUGUGGAGACAAAGAGGCGUUGUGAUGACUUGACCAGGAGGAUGCGCAGAGAUGGGUGGCCAGCUAUGGGCAUCCACGGAGACAAAAGUCAGCAAGAGAGAGACUGGGUCCUCAAUGAGUUCAAAUAUGGAAAAGCACCCAUCCUAAUUGCGACAGAUGUAGCUUCCCGAGGUCUAGAUGUUGAAGACGUCAAAUUUGUCAUCAACUUUGACUACCCCAACAACUCUGAGGACUAUAUCCACCGCAUUGGCCGAACAGGACGUAGUGAAAAGACUGGCACCGCCUACACCUUCUUCACCCCCAACAACUUCAAACAAGCGGGCGACCUCAUCUCUGUGCUCCGUGAAGCCAACCAAGCAAUCAACCCCAAGCUCCUCCAGAUGGCUGAGGACAGAGGAGGUCGUUCAAGGGGCGGGAGAGGUGGCGGCUUCAGAGAUGACCGGCGCGAUAGGUAUUCAGGCAAGCGUGAUUUUGGUAGUUUUAGGGACCGGGACAACAACAGAGGAUACGAUGGAGGACCUAAUAAAAGCUUUGGCUCAAACACCCAAAAUGGAGGCUUUGGAGGCGGCAACAACUUUGGCUACAACGGAAACGGACAGUCUAACUUCAACAACCAACCAGGAAACUUUGGGGCUCAAAAUGGCUUCCAGCCACAACCGUUUGGGGGCCCAAAGGGGCCCGCUCAGAAUGGCAAUAGUCACCCACCCUUCCCCUUCAACCAGCCCCAGGGACAGCAGCACCCUCCCCCCCCACUGGUGCCCUACCCCAUGCCCCCGCAGUUUCCACAGUAA